UGCUGUCCUGCGCAGACGCACACGCAUGUGACAGGUCUAAGCAGCUAUCACACUGGAAGGAAGCUCGUCCAUCCUCUUACUAUACAGAUCGGAGGUACCACAGAUCACGUGACGGCCGUAGCUCAGGCUUUUCAUUACGUAAGCGCUCCAGCAGCUCUCCCUAAUAACAAAAUAUCACUGAAGUUGACUAGUGCCUUUUUCACAACCACCAUGGCUCCAACAACCGCUAAAGACACUGAGAAGCACUGCGUCCUGUGCUGCCAAGAAGUCGACAUCUUCGCCUUGGGAAAAUGCGACCACCCGGUCUGUUACCGCUGCUCCACCAAGAUGAGGGUGCUGUGCGACCAGAAGUACUGCGCCGUCUGCCGGGAAGAGCUCGACAAGGUGGUGUUUGUGAAGAACCUGGAGGCCUUCUCGUCUCUGCCCUACCAGCAGUUCCCCUGUGAGAAGAAGUACGAUAUCUAUUUCUGUAACGAGAAGAUCUACGCCCAGUACAGGCAUCUGCUGUUGCCAGAGUGCCUCUGCUGUUCAGAACCAAAGGUCUUCUCCAAGUAUGAGGAGCUAGAGUAUCACAUGAGGAAGCAGCACGAGCUCUUCUGUUGCAAGCUCUGCACAAAGCAUCUCAAGAUCUUCUCCCAUGAGCGUAAAUGGUACAACCGUAAGGAACUGGCUCGUCACCGAGCACAUGGAGAUCCAGACGACACCAGUCACAGAGGACACCCGCUCUGCAAGUUCUGCGAUGACCGCUACCUUGACAAUGAUGAGCUGCUUAAGCACUUGCGCAGGGACCACUACUUCUGCCAUUUCUGUGACGCAGAUGGUUCACAGGAAUAUUACAGUGAUUACCCGUACCUGAGCGAGCACUUCAGAGAGAGUCACUAUCUGUGUGAGGAGGGCCGCUGUGCCACAGAACAGUUCACCCAUGCAUUCCGCUCUGAGAUCGACUACAAGGCCCACAAAGCUGCAGCACACAGCAAGAACCGAGCAGAGGCCCGACAGAACCGCCACAUCGACGUGCAGUUUAACUACACCUCCAGACAGACCAGGAGAAAUGAAGGUGUCAUGACAAGCGAGGACUACGAGGAGAUGCGUCAGACACGAGGAGGAGGAGGAGGAAGAGGAAGGCCUCAGGGGGGACAGAAGAGCUGGAGGUAUUCCAGAGAGGAAGAGGACAGGGAGGUGGCAGCUGCUAUGCGGGCGUCCUUGGCACAGUGUCGGCAGGAGGAGAGAGGAGCGAUGCAGGAGAGGAGCGCUCCCAAACACUGCAGGGAGGAGAGAGGAGCGAUGCAGGAGAGGAGCGCUCCCAAACACUGCAGGGAGGAGAGAGGAGCGAUGCAGGAGAAGAGCGCUCCCAAACACUGCAGGGAGGAGAGAGGAGCGAUGCAGGAGAAGAGCACUCCCAAACACUGCAGGGAGGAGAGAGGAGCGAUGCAGGAGAGGAGCGCUCCCAAACACUGCAGGGAGGAGAGGGGAGCGAUGCAGGAGAGGAGCGCUCCCAAACACUGCAGAGAGGAGAGGACCGAGAGAGCAGAACCAGAAGAACACAGGACCGGACACAUCAAACCUCCAGUAAGAACAAUGAAGAGCUCUAAUCCAGGGGAUGGAGAAGAUGACUUCCCAGCUUUAGGAGCCACAGCUGCCCCACCCAUCUGUGUAAAGCCAGCUCCUGUGGCGGUAACAGCAGUCCACGCAGCUUUGAAGGAAGACGACUUCCCCAGCCUCUCAGCUGUAGCUGUUUCAUCCCCCAUGACCCCGGCUUACUCUGCACAACCUAAGAAGUCUUCCUCUUUCCAGGAGGAAGAUUUCCCCGCGCUCGUGUCCAAAAUCCGGCCCCUCAAACAUUCAGCUGGCACCAACUCUGCUUGGUCCAACCACACCGCUGUAGCUAAACCCCACACUCAGCCUCCUCCGUCCUCCAGACCUUCCCCUCCUCUCCCGUCUGUGUCCUCUGGCCCUCAGCUCCUCUCCUCCUCCAACUCUUCAUCUUUGCGGAGGAAAAAGAAGUUAAUGGAGAACGAAACGGCGACAUCUACCCGGUCUCCUCCACCUCCUGCUGUUGAUGACGAUAAGGGAGGGUUGACGCAGCAGGAGUUCCGCUCGGUGCCCACCAUGUUGGACAUCUCCUCUCUGCUCACCGUCAAAGGAGGCAACAGCAAACCCCCCACUGUGACCUCCAACGCUCCAAACCCGACCCCCAUUCCUGAUCCUUUUACCUCUAAAGCCAGCAAGAAGAAAAAACAGCAGAAGAACACGGCUGUUCCCUCCACGUCUGUGUCUUCAGGGACGACACAAACUGUAAAUACGAUCUCAGUGGAGACGGCAGCACAAAAGGAGAACGUCCCCGAGAAGAGUUGGAACAAACCCCCCUCCAGUGCCGUGACGGCGGCUCUGAUGAGCGGAUUGGCUAAUGGCCACCCUGACAAGUCACCACCCGUCAGUAAGGAGCCAGUCCCGAUAACGCCUCAUCCCAUGCCCGACCCCCCUCUUGAUCAGGAGGAGGACUUCCCUGCUCUCAUGACCAAGAACCCACCACCAGGCUUCAAGUCCUCUUUCCCACUGAAGGCCUCAGCUCCGGCCCCGGCCUCCGUCAUGCCCCCACCUCCGCCCGGCCUUGGAAUCUCCGCCCCUAAACCUCCACCAGGAUUCACUGGGAUCCCCCUCAACAGCAACGUGGUGGAGCCUGCUUCGUCUGCAGUCAACCCGCCCCCCAAGGUGUGGAGCAGUGGUUACCUGGUGCCAGAGGACUUCAAUCAGAGGAACCUGGAGCUGAUCCAGUCCAUUAGACUGUACCUCCACAACGAUGAGUCAACGUUCAACCAGUUCAAAAACUACUCUGCACAGUUCAGACAGAGUGUGAUAUCAGCAGUCCAGUACCACAGCAGCUGUAAGGACCUGCUUGGAGAAGACUUUAACCGCAUCUUUAACGAGCUGCUGGUGCUCCUGCCGGACACCGGCAAGCAGCAGGAGCUCCUGACGGCCCACGGAGACUGCAGGGCGCUGGAGAAGCAGUCGGGCGCCGGAGGAGGAAAGAAGAACAAGAACAAGAAGAACGCCUGGCAGAUUCCGACCACGAUGGCCAACGCGGCCGCUGAGCUGGACUGCCAGGUAUGCCCCACUUGCAGACAGGUACUUGCCCCUAAAGACUUCAACUCCCACAAGACCCUGCACAACAGGGAUAGCGAGGAGUUCCCUUCGUUGCAGUCAAUUAGCCGUAUCAUCAGCUAGCCCUUCGUUCUUUUUUUUUUCCUUUACUCCAAAUGCCAUUGUGGGGUAUUAGUUCAGUUGCCCCCUGCAGCAGCGAGUGUGGAAAACAGUAGCCACGUCCCAGCGGAGUUUGGGGCUCAUAAUGAAUUGGAUUUUUAAGAAAAAAAGAUGGCUUACGUUGUUUUUGCUUUCUAAGGGGAUCAUGUUGAUAGGCUUGUGCUCCGUCUCAACUCUACUUCUUGCAUCCUUUGAGGACGUCUCCAGCUGGCUCUGGCACUGGCAACACAGGUGUAACCGGACCUGUCGAUUUAUUUAAAGAAAGAGGAGAGACGAGCCGAGGCUUUACUUGAACGCUUUGCUCCCUUAAAAUUGUAUUGAUCUACAUAUUUUUUACCUCGCUUUGUGUUUUCACUCAAGUACAAUGAUGGCAACAUGUAUUUUGUUAACAUCAAAGCUGAUGAAGUAUGUAUGAUUUCCCAGAGGGGCUGCUUGCUCAAAUAACUAAAUAAACACAAACAUGAUCAGUUCAACUACAGAGCACCAUAUUUAUUUAAGUGUAGCUGUUUUAAUUGUCCGUCGCUUCAUGCAGAGGAAGGUCUGUUGAGUGUUGGAGUGAGUGAGUGACGGGAAGUAAGCUGCUUCAGGAGCUGGAACAGUUUUUAAUGUAGUACAUCAUUUUCUUUUGUUCCGUUUACAUCACUCACCAAUGUGGUUCAUUGUGAGUGAUGGACUUGUUAUCCAGUGACGUUGCAAAUGGAAACUACACGGAACUAAACGAUGAACGAGGGUCCUCGCAUGUUUUCUCAGUUAUGUUCAAAUCUACUUUUUUAGGAUCAGUGGUACAAUGAGACAUUAACCACUGAGGUCACCAGAAGAUAUUCUAUUUAGGUCUCCAGGUUUUUUUUAAAGUAUACAUUUUGUUAAAAUGAGUUAUCAUGAAGAAAUUCAUACAGCUACCAUAAUGUUUGCAGCAGAACAAAACGUCAUUCCCCGACACGCUCUCCACUCCGCCUCCCUUUGAAUUCCAGCUUUGACAAACUGGGAAUGUGUUCUCUGUUAGUUGGAGGGUGAUCGGUGUGUGUGUGCGUGCGUGUGUGUGUGUGUGUGUGUGUGUGUGUUCCUGUAAUUUCUGCAUUUCACAUAAAACAAACUGCAUCUUUAAAAUCAGCUUUGUGUUACGUUUAUAAACUGUGUCGUGUAUUGCUCAAUGUGUAUUUGGGGGAAAGCAGACCUUCAGUCUGUUACUUUAAGGUUCUGUCAUGGUACUCGUAACAUAUUUAGCCAAUAACUUGGAUUAUGACUGUCCACAAAUACCUGUAAUGCAUUUAUUUAUUUUAAGUGACCAUCCCAAUUGCAGUUGUUUAACAUUUCAUAUAAUUUAAAGGGAAAAUUCCCAGAUUUCCAACCUUACCUCUAUCUAAGUUCGGCGUAUAGUGUGAAAUUAGCCUGUAGUUCUUUUUUUAUCCAGUGACGUUGGAGAAGAGGAAGAACGACUACAGAGUGCUUCUUCAGCUGUGGGGCAAAAUCAUACUUUAAAAACUUCAAUGUCCACUUUGCCCACCUGUAUUGCAAACUAGUUAUGUUUCCAACAGUGAAAAUGGCAUCCCAAAAUAUGUGUUUGCAGAGGAUGUUAUGGUGGGAUAUUUUUACAGUGUUUUGAAAAGAGAGGGAACGUAGAAGUGUUACUCCUCACUGGGACAGAUGUGUGCUGGAGAACUUCUGCAGGAUCCUGAAGAUAAACUGGAAGAGACGACGAGGACCAGCAGGGCGGUUUGGACAUGUUUUGUGAGAGCCGCUGCAGCGGGGCAGACGGCACAUCUUCACAUCUCACUCUUCGAUCCAACCAGAGUUGCUGAUUGUUGGAAAGACAGACUGACGGUUUUGGUGAGUUUCAAAUGAAGUGUGUUUGAAGAUGAGUUAACGAGGCUAUUUAAUUCAGGUUGUAUUCUUCUCUUUAGGUGUAACAAUAUUUAUUUUAUUGACAUUUUGUGAGUUUAUUUUGUGUAUUAGACGCAGCGAGCUCGAAAAUGUGGUUGUGUGUAGAAGGUAACCCACAAGUUACGAAUCUCUCACAAGAUGGUUAGAGUUCAGAUAGUAGUCAGCGAGUUUUCACUCUGUUUUUGCAACUUGUGGGUAACCAUCUAUUCAUGACCAUAAAAACAGGCCUUUAAACGAGCUAUAACCUUACACAAUAUUCACCUUUUAAAGUUGAUAUGGCAAACCUUUAAGCAAACAUUUUCUUAUUUUUUUUUUUUACACAUUCAACAAUUAAUGAGCAACAUAUUCAUUAGUAGUUUUUCUGUCCACCGGAUGAAUGUAAGUUCAAUAUUCACUCUACCAGCUGUAUCUGGCUCUCCAGCUGCUCUGUUCACCAGCUGACUGUCUGUCUGACAUGUGGUGCUGAGCAGGUCUUGUACAGUGACUUGUUUUAGUGCUUUUUCAAUGAAAACAGCCGCCUGUUUCUGCCAAACACAAUGCAGUGAUCGAUAACCAGAACAGUAAAGUUGCCAGACGGCUUAACAAUGAGCCGAGGGGAGCUGUAGAUGCAGGUGAUGACUCUCUAAAGGUUCACCACUAAGACCAAGGAGCUCUUUCUCGCUGUCAUGUCACACAUUGUCAUUAAAUAUAAUCUUCACAAAUCUCCAGGCAGUGAAGUCAGGGACAGAAACAGGCAGUCCAAAACAUGUUUUCUUUUUUAUUCGAGUGACGGUCAGACUGCAGUCCAGAGACAUUCAGGUAAUAGACAGUGACACACAUCUCUGUACACAUUGUUUAUACACUGAAGAGGUCGAACACCUUCAGACCAUAAAGAAACAACUCAGAGGAAACACGUUAAAGGGGUAGCACGCUAAAAAUCAAUGUUUACUUGAUUGUUGGUCGAUGAGGAGGGAGGUUUCACAUUUUUAUUAUCAAUAUUAUAGGGGGUGAUAUUGUAACAUCCAUGCAAUGUAUUAUACUGGAAACCACACAAGUGAUGGCGUCCGCGUUACUACAUGUCACCUUUUAUAAUCUCAGUCUAACAAAACAGCAUGAAAUCACAUAAAACUUUGAUUUUGGCGCCAACGGCCCCUUUGAGAGCGGUCAAACUAAGUAUUUCCAACAGAGUGCAUUCUAGCUCAUAAAUAAACAUUAAUAAUAUUUUUAUAUUUUCAGUAGUACAGGACAAACCAGACCCUAGACAGCAUCACACACAGGUUCCAUUUACUUCAAUAACGUACUGAACUUUACAACCAAUACCACGGUAGUGUACAUGGGCCAGAGCACAAAACAUAGAGAAUGCUUGUGUUUUUAUUUUUAUCUACCACACUGACUGAAGAAGAGACUGAAACACUGAGAACGAUAAUACAACCUGACCUGACAGUACCCCAAACUACCCAAUAGUACCCCAGUUGUUCCUAAUACCGCCAGCAAUAACCCAGUUUUAACGGGUAACUAGCAGCCCAGUAAUACCCAAGAUUUAAGGAACUGUACUGGCAUUUGUUUUCCAUAUUUUGGCAUAUUUAUUUAUGCUUUAAUGUUGUGUCAGUUCACUGUUGUGGAGUGGCGUCAGGUCAAUUUGAACAUUUCAUGUCUGGAAUCUCUACAAGCUGAUAUUCAAUCCUCCGAAUGAACCAAAACAAAUGUUUGUUUUUAAAGAUUAAAAACCGGUUUCUUUAGGAAAUAGUUUGCAGUGAUGUUCACGCAACAUGGAAAACCACAAAGUCCUUUAACUUGCAUCAAAUACACUUAACGGUACCAAACAAUACCCAGAGUACCUGAAAGUAUUUGGAAAAUCAACCCGUCCUGAAACCCCGAAUACUCCACAAAGUGUUUUCUGGAACUUUCCUGAUCCCAAGAUCCUAAAAGGAAAUACUACUGCGUUAUCCCUAAAUUCAUAACGUAUACUCACUUAACUAUGCACUCGCUGACAGUCUGGUGAAUAAAAUGCUUUUGUAAAAAAAAAGUCAUGCUCAAAGGUAAAUCUUAAACCUUAUCUUUGUUUUACAAGACUUUAAAAUGAUCUUUAUCCUUUUAAUGCUCCAACUAGAACAAACACAUUGGCUUAAUACCCAUUUGCCUGAAGACUGCAUUCAGAAUCUGCAUUAUUACUCUGAGUCAUUAACCUCAUUAAUUAUGAUUUUAGACGGCAGAUAACCCUUUUUACUCUGAGUAUAUACUAGACAGGAGCUGGAAUACAGAGCGUGUGCUGCACCCGACUACCUCACUCACUCCAGUUUAUAUUUGUGUUUCUGGGUGCAGAGAGUUUCACCCUGGAGCUUUAAGAUACACACACACACACAAGCGCAUGUGUACGUGUGACCGACUCGAGGUUGAGGUGACGUCACUGAAUAAACAAAGAGUUGUUCGGGCGUGCGGCCAAAGUUCUGACAAUGAACUGCGAUUAAUAAAACACAGGAAUAUAUCCAGACAGCUGGCCAAUCUCAUUUUGCAAAAAAAAAAACAACUUGUCAACUUAAGAAUUACAUAGUAUUCAAUAUAUAAUGAGAUCUAUACAACAAUUUCAUGCAUUAUUAUCAUGAUCACUUUUAAAACUCUGGUCCCGGUGCUGCAGUACCGUCUCCGGUCGACAGAGGGCGCUGUCUACAAAGGACCGAUCAGAAUAGCAGGCAAAGCGUUCUACGGGUCAAUAUUAUCACUAAUAUGAAGUUUUAUAUUUGGCUCUCUUCAUCAAAACAAACUCUUAGUUCCGUACUUUGUAAUUCAUACAUCUUGACGGUGACACUGAUAAAAUAUUUAGCAUUUUGGGGGAUAUGAUUAAAGGGUGUGACAGACUUAUGAUUCCCUCCUCUGCACUAAAACACGUGUUCAAGAAUAACUUCUGCACCACAAAAUGUAAUUAACUACACGGAUUCACACAUUUUCACACACGCCCCCCCACACGUCUCCCAUGCUAAUACACGUACACCUGUUGCACGUGGACACACACACACACACACACCAAAACUACAGUUUCACUGAUGGCGAGUGUACGUGAACCACGACACAGACACUGCUGCACACCGACAUGGUUGGCAUGAUAACUAUCUACAUCUGGGCCCUUAGUGACCAACAUCCACCCAAACCUGUCCCCAAAAUUCAGACGACUCUCCGACCUUCCUCACUGAAUAAGAGCUCAUCUGUUGCCCC
Messenger RNA from Anarrhichthys ocellatus (wolf-eel), 8331 nucleotides. It is a transcript of the gene znf598, whose product is annotated as zinc finger protein 598. The transcript has 12 exons. Lineage: Eukaryota; Metazoa; Chordata; Actinopteri; Perciformes; Anarhichadidae. Gene Ontology annotation, molecular function: ubiquitin protein ligase activity; ribosome binding. The record is from RefSeq and is a predicted model, not a curated record. Bases 211 to 3225 code for a protein of 1004 amino acids. Gene Ontology annotation, biological process: rescue of stalled cytosolic ribosome; protein ubiquitination.